Heterobasidion irregulare TC 32-1 is the source of this 387-nucleotide messenger RNA. RefSeq lists its product as uncharacterized. Bases 1 to 387 code for a protein of 128 amino acids. The record is from RefSeq and is a predicted model, not a curated record. The transcript has 4 exons. Lineage: Eukaryota; Fungi; Basidiomycota; Agaricomycetes; Russulales; Bondarzewiaceae.
AUGACCCAGAGGCGUGACCGCCAUGGCAUCCUGUAUAUAAACCCCUGCCCUGCAGCGGUUGCACUCCAUCCCCUCAACCACCACAGUCUCUUCGCGGCCUCACCGGAGGCAGGCUUCAUAGUGAACGCCCCCGUCAAUGGCGUGUGGCCCACCCACGACCCGCCUGCCUCCAAAAGGGAGAUGACGCAAGAUAAUAAUGCUAUCCGGUGGCUUUCAAGCCUGUCCGUCAGGACAGCCCGCGUUGCACAGAGGAGGCACAGCUCUCGCAUCGGGUCGCUUCGGCGUCCGUGUAAGAGUCUCUCCGCUUGCAGGGUGCACCGAGCCCCACCGUCCCAAGGCAAGAUGAAGGCGGGUGGAGAGGGAGCCGGCACCUUCGGGGCCGCGUGA